Messenger RNA from Clavispora lusitaniae ATCC 42720, 855 nucleotides. RefSeq lists its product as uncharacterized. Lineage: Eukaryota; Fungi; Ascomycota; Pichiomycetes; Serinales; Metschnikowiaceae. The record is from RefSeq and is a predicted model, not a curated record.
AUGCAUUUCCUUUGCUUCCUUUUGCUCUUGCAGCUUUCGUGGGCACACGAUUUCAGUUUCGUCAGAAGAGAACGUAAUCCCGAAUCCCAGGUAUCGCAGCAAAUAUACUUGAGUGAAAAGCCAAUUCCGGCGACUCGAUUCAAGGCCGCCGAAUGUGGCAAAAUAAGCAGAAAACAGCUUGUGAACUUGGUGAGUGACUAUCCAAAUGUUGUUCUUGUGUGUGAAAAAGAACAGACGGUUCUCUACCCUGCUCAGCAUAAUGAAGAUCUUUACGCAGAUAAAUUACAAGGCGUUCCACAAAAAUACAAGCCUUGUAUUGCCGGUAAGAAAGGUUGCCGAAAGUAUUUCUUUACUGAAGUCGCCAUUAACACCACCGAGGAUACGUCUGAUUUCAGGUUUCCCUUGGCAUCUUGUGUAAGCUUGCCUGGCAAAAACACAAGCGGAAUUACGGAGAUUGCUCUUUCGAUCUUCUACGGACGAACCGGCAGCUCUUCGUACGGCAUAGCAUGGUCAACUCCAUGGCUUCUGGCUCUGUACGGAACAUCUAGCGAAUUCACCAACUCAAAGAUGAUUUCUCUCGAUCACCUGUGCAAUUUCAACUCAACGUUCACCCGACCUGUUCUUUCGGUUUCCACAAUGAAAGCAAUUGUACGGGACCGUCUCUGGGCGGUUGAUUUGAGAAGGAAAAAUCCAAUUUUCAAGUUUGAUUGGCGAAAUUCGACCCUGGAGGUUUUUACUUCCCAGGCUCCUUUUCUUUCUUGCGUAAGCCAGACAUUUGUUCCUGGGAUCUGUGAUUGGGACCUGGACCAGGCAAAAGACCGCUUGGGUAACUUGGUCGACGUAAUUAACAGGUGA